Molecule: messenger RNA, 351 nt
Organism: Dentiscutata heterogama
Lineage: Eukaryota; Fungi; Glomeromycota; Glomeromycetes; Diversisporales; Gigasporaceae
Source: the annotation of a GenBank genome assembly
AUGCCUGUCAAUGAUGUCAUCCUACGGCCAGUCAAUGCAAAUUUAUGUGAUUGGUUAAUUUAUAGUUGUAAAAAUAUUGAAAACAACAAAUGUAUGAUUGAAAGAAAAUUUAAUGGGACAAUUGAAAAAGGAAAUUUUGAAAAUGUUGGAGAAAAUAGCAAAAUCAGCGAAGGAAUAAUUAAAGGAGUAAUUAAAACACUUGAUGGAACUAAAACCACCGAACGAGUAAUCCAAGGCAAUUUCAAAGGUUUUAAUAAUAAUACUUUUUCAAUGGAAGGAAUAGAUAUCGAAAAUGUUUCUGAAUCAGAAUAUCAACUCUGGCCUGUUAUAAGUGAUCCAAGUGUAUUUUAA